Thamnophis elegans (Western terrestrial garter snake) is the source of this 384-nucleotide messenger RNA. Its product is annotated as lymphocyte antigen 6E-like. Lineage: Eukaryota; Metazoa; Chordata; Lepidosauria; Squamata; Natricidae. The record is from RefSeq and is a predicted model, not a curated record. Bases 1 to 384 code for a protein of 127 amino acids. The transcript has 3 exons. Gene Ontology annotation, molecular function: acetylcholine receptor inhibitor activity.
AUGAAAACUCUGCUUGUGACCUUCUUGUUGGCUGUCGUUUGCACAGAGAAAGUGUAUUCCCUUGCCUGCUAUUACUGUGAAAAUGAACCUUCCAACUGGAAUUGCAUGACAAUGAAGAAGUGUUCAGAAAGAGACAAAUACUGCACUACCAUUAAAACGGUCAGACAGGGAAGGCACGGUGAGGCCGAUGACUACAGCAUCAGCAAGCGAUGUGUUCCAACCUGUGAUGAAAACUACAUCGACUCAGGAUCGUCAUCUGUCGCUACGAAAUGCUGCACAUCUAGCUUGUGUAACAUCAGUGGGGCUGCCAGCGUGAAACUAAACAAUAUGGUGCUGGUUUUGGGAAUCCUGGGCAGUUUCUUCUACAUCUUCCAGUCUAGAUAA